GGGAUAAUGCAGCAGGCUUAUCAUAAACAACAAACUGAAAGAUCCUAUCAGCCAACCUGAUACCUUUGACCUAAUAACCAACACACAGGCUCUGUAAGAUACAAUCUUUAGGAGAUUUUGAUAUACACUGGGGAGUUUAUCAGGACAGUCGCUGCUGAAACAUGCCAUCACAGGUGAAAUGAGCACAGGGUUGAAAGUGUGUAUGGGAGGGGAAUAAGUUAGUGAAAUAGACCGUUCAUAGAUUGGAGGGUGUGAGCUGUCAGUUGAGUGGACACAGAGAUCUCUCCACCCACUUGGAGAUUAAAAUGCCAUGAAAGGGAACAUCUCUUACAAACGGUCAUCGUGUAUACUACUGCAAGACCUCAAAUUCUUCACAAUUUGCAUUUUUUAAAAAUCUUUUAUUGUUCAUCACAAUUACUGCUGGCUCAACUAUAUGAUUUCAAGUGGAUACAUAUUGAAGAGGAGAUUCUUUGUUGGACUGCAAUAUGUCCUUGUGUUUUGAGAUGAGAGUUACAACAUGCUCUCUGUUCAUCUUGGGCCUGCUGUGGGACAGUGUGAGAGCUGAAAAUACUCUCAGCAGCCUACGAGCAACAGCAGUAGCGUGGGAGGGGGAGCUGCCGUGCAGAAAGUGGGACUGUGAGUGUGCAUUUAAGCGCCAGCGAGGCUGCUGCUGUGCUGCCCCUGAGCUCCAAGAAGUGGAGGAUCAAAUCUUUGUGAGGGUGAUGAACCUGUUGACAGACAUGUCCCAGCUGGAUGACAGCAUCCUCGAAGUCAUAGGAGGGAUAAGGGUUGCGUUUACAGCUUCCAUGAGUCACAGAACAAACUGCUUUGGACCUUUCACCAGGAACAGCCCCAUCCCGUAUGAUGUUAUCACCCUAAACCAUGGAAGUGGAUAUAACCCUGCUUUGGGUAUAUUUACAGCCCCUCGUUCUGGACUGUACUCCUUCUCCUUCUCAGUCUACUCCAAGGUGGGCAAGGAAGGUGAGAGGAUGUACUACAAGGUGCAACUCAUGAGAAACGGGGAGGUGGUGGCAUCCACAUGGGAAGACAACAGAGAGGACUCAGAAGACAGCAGCUCUCAGACAGUAUUGCUGUCACUGCAGCAGGGAGGCCAGGUCUAUGUAGAGCUGCUGAAUGGCAGACAGCUAUGUGGGAUUGCUGAGAGCCUAAACACCUUCUCUGGCUCCUUGAUUUACUCCACAAGCAAAUAAAGCCAAAAUGACACAUGAAGUUAUAGAUGAACAUACACAACAAUAGAUUGAAACACGCUAAUGCCUUACUUCUAACUGCACUGUAUGGGAAUUUUUAGAACUUUAAUAAAAAAUAUGC
Molecule: messenger RNA, 1329 nt
Organism: Dicentrarchus labrax (European seabass)
Lineage: Eukaryota; Metazoa; Chordata; Actinopteri; Moronidae
Product: cerebellin-1-like
Exons: 5
Coding region: 486-1211 (241 amino acids)
Molecular function (GO): protein binding
Source: RefSeq, a predicted model, not a curated record